Messenger RNA from Entelurus aequoreus (snake pipefish), 1418 nucleotides. RefSeq names its product flap structure-specific endonuclease 1 (gene fen1). NCBI's taxonomy places the organism in Eukaryota, Metazoa, Chordata, Actinopteri, Syngnathiformes, Syngnathidae. Gene Ontology annotation, cellular component: nucleus. The coding region runs from base 161 to 1303 and encodes 380 amino acids. The transcript is spliced from 12 exons. The record is from RefSeq and is a predicted model, not a curated record. Gene Ontology annotation, molecular function: 5'-flap endonuclease activity; 5'-3' exonuclease activity; RNA-DNA hybrid ribonuclease activity.
UCGAAUUUAAAGCAUCGACAGAAAACGCAUCGCCCGUUUUACUGGUAGCGCGCUUGAUGGAUAGAUUAGUGAUGUCUUUGAGUUCAUUCCGCGCGAAACAGACGCAAGUCCUCGCAGCACAACUUGGCAGACGCCGCGACUAGUUUUCCAUUGGUCCACUAUGGGAAUUCACGGACUUGCCAAGGUGAUAGCAGACCAGGCUCCUGGUGCCAUAAAAGAGCAAGAUAUCAAAAACUACUUUGGCAGGAAAAUUGCUAUUGAUGCCUCCAUGUGCAUCUACCAGUUCCUGAUUGCUGUGCGACAGGAUGGAAACGCGCUGCAGAACGAGGAUGGCGAGACUACUAGCCACCUCAUGGGAAUGUUCUACCGGACGAUCCGCAUGCUGGAACACGGAAUUAAGCCUGUUUACGUGUUUGACGGUAAACCUCCCCAGCUCAAGUCCGGAGAGCUGGAGAAGAGAGGGGAGAGGAGAGCCGAAGCUGAGAAGAUGCUCGCACAAGCCCAGGAAAUGGGAGAACAAGAGAACAUUGACAAACUCACAAAGCGUCUGGUCAAAGUCACCAAGCAUCACAACGACGAAUGCAAGAAGCUGCUGACCCUGAUGGGAGUGCCAUACGUUGAGGCCCCGUGCGAGGCCGAGGCCAGCUGUGCCGCUCUGGUCAAAGCGGGCAAGGUCUUUGCCACGGCGACGGAGGACAUGGACUGCCUGACUUUCGGAACAAACGUUCUGCUGAGACACCUCACUGCCAGCGAAGCCAAGAAGCUUCCAGUCCAAGAGUUUCACUUCACUCGCAUCCUGCAGGACAUCAACUUGACCAACGAACAGUUUAUCGACCUGUGUAUCCUUCUGGGCUGCGACUACUGCGGCACCAUCAAGGGGAUCGGCCCCAAGCGAGCCAUCGACCUGAUCAAGCAGCACGGCAGCAUCGAGGAGAUCUUGGAUAACAUCGACUCCAAUAAGCACCCGGCUCCGGAGGACUGGCUGUUCAAGGAGGCCAGGGAGCUGUUCUUGAAGCCAGACGUGGUGGAUUGUUCUACAGUGGAGCUGAAGUGGAACGAGCCGGACGAGGACGGGCUGGUGCGGUUCAUGUGUGAGGAGAAACAAUUCAGCGAGGACAGGAUCCGCAACGGGUGUAAGAAGAUCGUGAAAAGUCGUCAGGGGAGCACGCAGGGACGACUGGACUCGUUCUUCUCCGUCACCGGGUCUCUGUCAUCCAAGCGGAAGGAACCUGAGGUGAAAGGAUCGGCUAAAAAGAAAAUGAAGACCGGAGGAGCAGGGGGCAAAUUUAAAAAAGGCAAAUGAAAUAUAACAAAUGUUGAUGUUUAUCGGCCCAAAAUGACAACGCUUGACUUUUUUCUUUUUAGCUCAUGUUUAAAGGGUGAUGUAAAUCUGUUUUGGAAUAAAAGUAUUAAAGGAG